AGAAGAUUACAUCAAGAUGAGGUUACAUGGAUUGGUUUUUUGAAGAAUUGCCUGCUGGGUGAGAAAUAGAAUGUGUUGCUUGCUUGGCUUGGCUUAGCCUUGGCUUGCACAGCUGUGCCUCAACAGAUCCAUCCAACUUCAGCCAAGAACCACAACAGUCACUCAACUCCCUCCAUCUCCCUCGGAUGGCACUCGUCGAUUAUAACAGUUCAGGGGAUGAAAACUCAGAAGCAGAAGAGGCCAAGACUGAAACCAAGACGAACCUACCGCCAAGAAAGAAACUGAAACCGACCAAAGCUAGGAUCAUCAUCGACCUCCCCCCACCAACGACAUCCAACCAACCAGAACUCAAUCAAAAUACUCAGCCAUCCUCCAUUCAACCCCAAGAAGUUCACAAGGGGGAUGACCUGCUCUCGAAACUCAAGAGGAAAAAACCUGCUUCGUCUAAGAGCUCAGGACUCGCAAGCCUACUACCACCUCCCAAACGAACCCAACCUCAACCUCAACCUCAACCAUCAUCAUCAUCAUCAUCAUCAUCAUCACUAUCAUUCAAACCGAAAGCACUAGAGAAGCCAAAACAUGAACCAACAACAACCGCUCAAGAUCAGGCUCCCUCGGCUGUCCAGUCUGAACCCAUCCAACCCACGUCUUCCACCACCGGAACACUGAAUCUCUUCGGCCUUCCCCCAACCAGCUCCUCGGACUCCUCUGCUUCAACCAAGCGCGUCCCCGUCGAGACACUGGAGCCACAGAUCCCGCUGACGGUAUCGUCGGCGCCACAGGUAGCCGCGGAAGUCCCACCCCCGCCGAGUCUAAUGGACCCUUACCCAGGCUACUGGCAACGGAAAGACGGAAGUUGGUGCGAACGAGAUCCAUCAGAUCCGCUCUGGAAAGCCUUCUACCUCCAACACUAUUCUCAACCUACUCUUGAGACAACAACAACAACGGGAUCUUCCUCUUCGUCAUCGGAUAAGCACUCCAAACUCCCCAAAGACUUCUUCAAGGACGCCCCUAAUAGUCUCGUCCAGUUCGACGCUAAACAGGUCGCCCAAACCGCCUGGGAAAAUAAACCCAAGAUCAUCGAUCCUCGGGAGGAGGCCAGACAAGAACAACAAGCCUCUGCUGCUACUAAACCCAGUAAACAUAUCUCUUCUAUGGCUCGUGGAAGACAUCAAUUAAGUUCUCUGCUCACCGACGCUCAAGCUAACAGGGCGGAACUCGAAGACAGAAUCUCUCGCGGCAAAUUUAAUCGCAAAGCGGGCGGUGCUAAGUAUGGGUUUUAAUCAUAUAUGUAUACCUCUAUGGAAACAACAUGUGCAGGGGAGUUUUUGGUCAAUGGCGAUAGAGGUGCACUAAUGGGCUAUGUACAUAUAUGAUGGCCAUCAUUUCCGAGAACAGAUGUAGAUCCCCCUCUUCCCUUUUUUUGGUUCCCUAGCUAUCUCUUUUUUUUUUUUUUUUUUGGAUGAAGUAUAAGGAUUGUCACCAAAGCCCUUACCCAGCCAUUUCGAACACGCACUUGGAACUAAACGCAAGUCCACUCGUCUGCCGGGCCCGAGCGCUGGCUGACGGGAGGGCGCAGACCCUGCGGGGAUUUCUACAAAUGGCGUUCAUAGGCUCGUGUACAUCUGGCUCGCAGUCCUCCCCCUAUUGCUUAAGAUUAGUUUGAGACUCUUGCGUCGGGCUCCGCAGUAUGGUAGUCCCACCAACCUAACAAUUUUCGGCGGCCAAUUAUUUUGUGGUGUAUUGUAAUACCGCCCUGAUUUGUUUCGAAACCUGGCAGGACAUGAAACUUUGAGUCUUUUCAUACCAUGAGACAACGGUUCUCCUGACCACUCUCUUCAGCCCGCUAAAGGAGCCGCAGGCGUAUCAGUGUGUAAAUACUGCUUUUAG
Messenger RNA from Puccinia graminis f. sp. tritici CRL 75-36-700-3, 1890 nucleotides. RefSeq lists its product as uncharacterized. The record is from RefSeq and is a predicted model, not a curated record. Lineage: Eukaryota; Fungi; Basidiomycota; Pucciniomycetes; Pucciniales; Pucciniaceae. Bases 186 to 1283 code for a protein of 365 amino acids. Gene Ontology annotation, cellular component: nucleus. The transcript is spliced from 3 exons.